AUGUUUUGUCAAGGACAUAGAGUCGAAUGGGUCUCUUGGGUAUCACCAAUAUCUGCGCAAUUGCUUAUGAAUCCGAACUGCAAAAUUCAAUUGAUUGAGGUCGACGCUACCUUCCCAAUUGUAGAUUAUAUUUUAAUAGUCCCUCAAAUAGUUAUUUAUAAUACAGGGAUUCCUAUGGGCUUCUAUGUUGGUCCAUCCGAAAACGCAGAAGCUUACAAACUGUUUUUUGCCUCUUUAGAAAAAUCUGGUGUUACAAUCGAAAGAAUCAGAGAAAUUCCAUUCCUUGGUGAUUUAGGAACUGGAAUUAAAAAGUUUGCAAAAGAUAAAGAAUUAAUCAUAUGGGCUUGUAUACGCCAUGUGCUAAAUCUACUGUCUGAGGGAAGCAUGGUGGAUGGCAUGAUCGAGGAUACAAUCAGAGCCAUAA
Trichomonas vaginalis G3 is the source of this 424-nucleotide messenger RNA. RefSeq lists its product as uncharacterized. The record is from RefSeq and is a predicted model, not a curated record. Lineage: Eukaryota; Parabasalia; Trichomonadida; Trichomonadidae. The annotation marks the transcript as partial. The transcript has a single exon.